This is a messenger RNA of Laccaria bicolor S238N-H82, 315 nucleotides long. RefSeq lists its product as uncharacterized. Lineage: Eukaryota; Fungi; Basidiomycota; Agaricomycetes; Agaricales; Hydnangiaceae. The transcript is spliced from 2 exons. The record is from RefSeq and is a predicted model, not a curated record. The coding region runs from base 1 to 315 and encodes 104 amino acids.
AUGCAAGGGAGAACUACUGAAGCAACUCAUGGGGGGACUUGUAUACCAGUCUAUUAUAAAUACUGUGGCUAUAUAGAACUACUGAAUCAAACUACAACCAUAGACCCACCGACCACCUCCGUCUUCAUACACACCGACGGCUGCCCACUCUCCGGACAAGAAGGCACCAAACUCACAUCCCAACUCAUCCGCGGGCGUAUAUGCAAAGAAACUAAAACCAACGCCGCUUUGACGGUGCUUACAAAGGAGAAAUAUGCGGGUAGCAUAUUUCAGAACCUUGUUAUGGAGGUUCCGGCGAGGACGUUGAUUGGGUAG